Messenger RNA from Thunnus maccoyii (southern bluefin tuna), 827 nucleotides. RefSeq names its product guanidinoacetate N-methyltransferase (gene gamt). NCBI's taxonomy places the organism in Eukaryota, Metazoa, Chordata, Actinopteri, Scombriformes, Scombridae. Gene Ontology annotation, cellular component: cytoplasm; nucleus. Gene Ontology annotation, molecular function: guanidinoacetate N-methyltransferase activity. The record is from RefSeq and is a predicted model, not a curated record. The transcript has 6 exons. Gene Ontology annotation, biological process: creatine biosynthetic process. The coding region runs from base 6 to 713 and encodes 235 amino acids.
ACAAAAUGACCACCGCUGUUCAGCCCAUUUUCUCAAAGGGAGAGGACUGCAAGUCCGACUGGCACAACGCGGGCGCCGGUUAUAAUGAGGCCGAUACACACCUGGAGAUCAUGGGCAAGCCCGUGAUGGAGCGCUGGGAGACCCCGUACAUGCACUCCCUGUCGACCGUUGCCGCCUCAAAAGGCGGUCGGGUUCUGGAGAUUGGUUUCGGCAUGGCCAUUGCUGCCACUAAAAUUGAGUCCUUCCCCAUCGAGGAGCACUGGAUCGUCGAGUGCAACGACGGUGUCUUUGCCAGACUGGAGAACUGGGCCAAGUCUCAGCCUCAUAAGGUCGUUCCUCUGAAGGGCCUUUGGGAGGAAGUUGUUCCCACCCUGCCAGACAACCACUUUGAUGGUAUUCUGUAUGACACAUACCCUCUGUCCGAGGAUACAUGGCACACUCACCAGUUUGACUUUAUCAAGGGUCACGCUCACAGGCUGCUGAAACCAGGCGGCGUCCUCACUUAUUGCAACUUGACCUCCUGGGGCGAGCUGCUCAAGACCAAAUACGACAACAUUGAGAAGAUGUUUGAGGAGACCCAGGUGCCUCAUCUGCUCCAAGCUGGUUUCAAGAAGGAGAAGAUUAGCACUACCACCAUGGACAUUGCACCACCCAGCGAAUGCAAAUACUACUCCUUCCAUAAGAUGAUCACUCCCACCAUUGUCAAGGAGUGAAGUCUGAAGACACUGUUGCAACCUUUUAUUUUUUUACACUAAUGUACCUUCUUCUACUGACCUAACAUCUCAUUGUCUGCCAUCCUUCAAUAAACUUAAAUCCAUCCAAACUCA